This is a messenger RNA of Schistocerca americana (American grasshopper), 1538 nucleotides long. Its product is annotated as glycine-rich cell wall structural protein-like. The record is from RefSeq and is a predicted model, not a curated record. Bases 21 to 1439 code for a protein of 472 amino acids. Lineage: Eukaryota; Metazoa; Arthropoda; Insecta; Orthoptera; Acrididae. The transcript is spliced from 5 exons.
AGCAGAACACACAAGCAGCAAUGAGGAUCCUGAUGUGCAUGUAUCUGUGCGGUCUGGCCCUGUCCGUCCUAGCUGAGGAGGAGCAGCCGGUGAAAGAGAAGCGAGGACUCUCCGGUUCACUGGGUGGUUAUGGUGGCGGCUACAGUCUUGGAGGUGGCUACAGUGGCGGCUAUGGAGGCGGCUACGGUGGCAGCUACGGAGGUGGCUACGGAGGUGGAUACGCUGGUGGACUCGGAGGCGGCCUUGCAGGCGGCAUUGGGUCCGGCAUUGGAGGGGGACAACCACAGAUCACUGUCAACAGAAUACCUGUCCGGGUCCCAGUCCCUGUGGAGAGGAUCGUUCGAGUGCCUGUGAAGGUCCCAUUCACGGUAACUGUGGACCGGCCUGUUCCUGUCCAGGUACCGCAGCCGUACCCUGUCCCUGUAGACAACCCUGUGCCCGUCCCUGUCAAGGUCCCCACCCCAGUGUCCGUCCCAGUUCCUCAGCCCUACGUCGUUAAGCAUCCAGGGCCCUACGUCGUCAGUGCUGGCCACGGUGGUAUCGGAGGAGGUCUUGGCGGUGGUCUUGGAGGAGGCUACAGUGGUGGCCUUGCUGCAGGAUAUGGCGGAGCUGCCGGUGGCUUUGGAGGACAUGGGGGCUACGGAAAUGAAUGUGGGGGAGCCGGAUGUUGUCCUGCUAAAUGUAUAAAAGCCCGCCGCGGCCUGGCAACAGCAUCAGUCAUUGCUUGCUCUCAGCAGAACACACAAGCAGCAAUGAGGAUCCUGGUGUGCAUGUAUCUGUGCGGUCUGGCCCUGUCCGUCCUAGCUGAGGAGGAGCAGCCGGUGAAAGAGAAGCGAGGACUCUCCGGUUCACUGGGUGGUUAUGGUGGCGGCUACAGUCUGGGAGGUGGCUACAGUGGCGGCUAUGGAGGCGGCUACGGUGGCGGCUACGGAGGUGGCUACGGAGGUGGAUACGCUGGUGGACUCGGAGGCGGCCUUGCAGGCGGCAUUGGGUCCGGCAUUGGAGGAGGAGAACCACAGAUCACUGUCAACAGAAUACCUGUCCGUGUCCCAGUCCCUGUGGAGAGGAUCGUUCGAGUGCCUGUGAAGGUCCCAUUCACUGUAACUGUGGACCGGCCUGUUCCUGUCCAGGUACCACAGCCGUACCCUGUCCCUGUAGACAACCCUGUGCCCGUCCCCGUCAAGGUCCCCACCCCAGUGUCCGUCCCAGUUCCUCAGCCCUACGUCGUUAAGCGUCCAGUGCCCUACGUCGUCAGUGCUGGCCACGGCGGUAUCGGAGGAGGCCUCGGUGGUGGUCUCGGAGGAGGCCUCGGCGGUGGUCUCGGAGGAGGCCUCGGUGGAAAAUUCGGCGGAGGCUACAGUGGCAGCUUGGCUGGAGGGUACAGCGGAGCUGCCAGUGGCUUUGGAGGACUUGGGGGCUAUGGAAAAUACGGCCACUGAAUUCUGGAGCCAAACCCAACAACUUGACCCAUACAUGCCACCAGUAUCCAUAGUAAUGGAAUGUAAAAACUUUAAAAAAUAAAUUUUUCACAAUAAAAA